This is a messenger RNA of Hydatigera taeniaeformis, 1200 nucleotides long. The record is from the annotation of a GenBank genome assembly. NCBI's taxonomy places the organism in Eukaryota, Metazoa, Platyhelminthes, Cestoda, Cyclophyllidea, Taeniidae.
AUGAGCGGCAAUGGGCGGGUGUCAUUUGGUUUUAGCAGAUCGGCCAGUAGGACUAAGAUACUGCAGCAUUUAGGAUCGCCGGAUGAAGCUGAGCCGAAGAAAAAUCCUGUUACCUACGUUACAUCGUAUGAAACUUGUGCUCCGCAGAGCGAAUCAGGUUUUCCCAACAGCAGAGUUGUUAUUCCCCUUCGGAUAUCUUGUUCAAACAUACUCGAGCGGCUGGAAAAAAGAUCAGUCGAAUCGGACGCCUCUGAUAAGUUGACUGUUGGGUCCUUCAAAUCUCCUGAGAUCUCAAAUCUCGUUACUGUUGAAUCGGCUAAGAAAAACAGCAUUGUCACUGGGUCAUUUGAGAAUGCAGGUUCAUCCGUUGAAGACGCAGUUGAUCCUGAUUAUGAUCAAGUUCCUGUUGAAGGUUUCGGAUUGGCUUUGCUGAAGGGGAUGGGGUUGGAUGAAGACGAAAUGAAGCAGCAAACUUCAAAGAGCUUUGCUGCCAAAAUGCGUUUGAAAGGACUUGGACUUGGUGCUGAUCAUAAUGUACUUCUGAAAUCAAGGAAGGCGGAGUAUACCGAUGAGGAAAAGCUGAUUUGGAAGGUGGGGGCCAAGUGCCAAAUAGUUUAUGGUCGCAAUGAAGGUCAAUAUGGGAUUAUACAAGGCAUGGAUGGCGAUAUUGGCCGUGUUAUGGUCAAGCUGGCGAAGACCAAGCAAAUUAUCAAAGUAAUGCAGGCAACCGUGCGUCUUGUUUCAUCUUCUGAGUUCGAGAAUUUUGGAUACGACUUAAAUAUAGGUGGGGCAAAGGAUUUCAAGUUUGAUGAUACCUUGGGGUGGAAGUGCGCUCAACGUGUCAGGAACGAGGGCGAUGGUCGAGGUGAAGGUAUGGUGGAAAUGUGCCCUUCGAAACGCAGAAAGGAAGAUGAACUGAAUCAGCCAUUAUCGUCUUCACUGGCUUUUGCUGGUGAUUAUUCUUGUUACUGCGGAGUUUUUGCCAAUUUUACAGGUAUUCCUGAGGAUGAGUUAGAGCCUACCGUUCCAAAACGCUUGGGUGACCUGUUAGUCGUUAUUCGAGGGCAAUAUUCGGGCAGAACUGGUAGAUUGGUAGAGCGCAGCCAUGGUUCAUUCCGGGCUCGCGUAUCCCUUGAUACCACGGGGGAAGAAGUGUUUCUCAACUACGAUGAUAUGUGCUGUCUGGGAAACCAUUGCUGA